CGACUGUUUACGCAAAACCGCCCGCUCCUUCUCAUCACACGCACAUCGUCACCUCGACCGCAACUUCCGUAUCUGUCGCAACCUUCACGGAACGCCUUUGCCCCGAGACAGACAGCGCGUUUCCUGACGACCGAGAACAAGAACUAUGUCAAAGAGCAGGUCUGGCUGGCUGCCAAGUGGUCUGCCGUCGGAUGGUCUUUCUUCUUUCUCGGAGUCGUCGCUCUCUACGGCAUCAACCAGGAAGUGCUCGAACGCAACACUCCUUCCCCUGAUGACUGGUCCUUCUUCUCGCGCAACCACUUCCGAUGCGCCAAUGCUGCCAUCAAGCCGGAUCAUGAAUACACCGACUGGGCUCAAGUCGCCACAGAGUUCCGAAGAUGCCUGGAGAGACUCGAGAAUCCCGACAUUGACGGCAAGGGCACAACCCCUCUUGUCCCUGCUAUGGAGCAUAUCCGCGGCGUCAACCCAUCGGCUUUCGAUGUCUCGGAGAAGUCGUAUGCAUGGAAGGAAGGCUAUUUCCAGGUCGUCAUGCAGUGCGCCCGCGCCUCGGAACACAUCGACAACAUGGUCCUCGACACUUCUCGAGCCAUCAUCUUCCCCAAGGACGUUGUCAUUGGUCCCUCAAACCCCAACCCUCGCCCUUGUCCCCCGGGUGCCGAGGCCGCUCCUCGUGAAGAGGAUUGCGGUAGAGCAUAUGCCCCACCAGAGACUUUCUACCUCAAGGUCUUGACUGGUCUCGGUUUCUCCAGCCGUCAGAGGAUUGAGGCUGCUCUAGCAUAUGCCAACUGGCUUGAGAUCAAGGGUUUGAGCGAUUCUGCCGAUGAGACCUACAAGUGGGCUGUCGACAUCGCUGCUUCUGCUCUCCCAGCAUCCAACGCUGUCAUCGACCAGGACACCUCGAUUCUUCGUGUGCAGGAAGCCACCCCGCCCAGCCCUAACCUCCUCCGUACGGCCACUGCUCUCGCUACACACCGUGCUCGUUCUGGCAAUGUCACCUCUGCUCUCCCCAUCUUCCUGUCUGUUCUCCGUGCUCGUCACGCCUCUCCAGUCGAUAUCGCCCCUGCAACCAGAUCCGAGCACAGACCCUUCUACGUCUCGGAUCCGACAAAUACUGACAUUGGCUCUUUCAUCAACAUCGUCAAGUCUCUCCUCACUCCUCCUUCCUACCCCGCUGAGCCUCCAUCUGGCGAUGAGCCAUUCUUGCGCCAACCUGCCUUUGUUCCUGACUGCACCGAAGCCGAGCUGAUGCUCUACAUCGGCGAGAUUCUCUUCGCAACUGCCUCUUCCGGUCGCGAAGACGAAGGUCUUGGCUGGACCAAGCAAGCCGUCGCCAUCGCUGAGAAGGGCACCUCUUCCAACGACGUCCUGCCUGAGGACCGCGACAAGUGCAAGGCAUGUCUCGAGACUGGUAUUGCCAACUGGGGUGCCAUGGUCGCAAAGCUACUGAGGGAGUCUCAGUCCAAGCCUGCUCCUUCCUCCUCGUGGUUC
Molecule: messenger RNA, 1488 nt
Organism: Aureobasidium namibiae CBS 147.97
Lineage: Eukaryota; Fungi; Ascomycota; Dothideomycetes; Dothideales; Saccotheciaceae
Exons: 1
Source: RefSeq, a predicted model, not a curated record